Molecule: messenger RNA, 2423 nt
Organism: Oryza sativa Japonica Group (Japanese rice)
Lineage: Eukaryota; Viridiplantae; Streptophyta; Magnoliopsida; Poales; Poaceae
Source: RefSeq, a predicted model, not a curated record
UCCAUUUCCUCAGUUGGGAGCUAAGCUCACACUGCAAUGGCAUCCACUCCGGCAGUGAUGGCGCCACCGCCACUCAAGUACCGGCACUGCAGCAAUGUGGACGGGCUGGUCUCGGUGGAGGCGCUGCGAAUCAUCGUGGAGACCAAGGCUUGCUUCGUGGCGGUGGCGCUGGCGCUGGCCUACUUCCUGACGGCGUCGCGGCACCGGCUGUGGAGCUCCAGCCACCUCAUCAAGGGGUUCCUCUUCGCCGUGACGCAGCCGGUGACCCGGUUCCUCGUCAGCAUGUUCGCCAUGCUGCUCUCCAUGCCGUUCCGCAACGACCUCUACCUGCUCUGGGGCAUCCUCCUCCUCGCCGGCUACGAGGGCGUCUACACCAUCUCCGGCUACGGCGUCUCCGCCCGCCUCUCCGACCUCGCCGUCCACGAGUUCACGCGCUGCAGCAACAUUGUGGUGCUCGGCCUCUACGUCCGGUACUACUCCCAUGCCUCGCAGUUCCGGUACCCGCUCUGGGCGCUCUGGGCACUCAUGGUCGCCAAGUUCUUGGAGCGGAUCGUCCUGUUCAAGAACGGCAACCGAAAGUACGGUGACGGGAACACCAGCCGCGUCGCGGACUACAUGAAGCACGAGCACGAGUUGAGCAACACAGACGCUGAAGCUGGCGGCUUCUCCAUGGAGGACUACAAGUACCUUAUCGUUGGCGACUCCAAGUUGGAAACCACGAUCGUCGAUGGUAUGACCUACGAGCCAAAGUUGACGCCGCCGAUUAGACAAACUCAAGAAGCGGACGAUACGGUGGUCGUCGUCACCGUCGAUAAGGUGUGGACGUGCAAGGGGGAGCUCCUCAAGACUGAUAAUCGCGGCGACAAGCUGAAGGACAUCUGCCUGUCCUUCGCGCUGUGCAAGCUGCUUAGGCGGAAGUUCGCCGGCGUUAAUGCGUCGGAGAACGAGCGGAGCAAGGCGCAGAAGCUCGUUUUCGACGGCCUCAUCCCGGACCCGGAGCGGACGUUUCGAGUUGUCCGGGCAGAGCUUGGCUUUGCGAGAGACAUGAGCUUCACCAAGUACCCCAUCUUGUUCAGCUACGGCUUUCCGGUCGUCAGCGUCGUGCUGUUCGCAGCGACGCUCGGCGUGUCACUGUGGAUCAUCUCGUCAGCGAUCCACCACUACCGGAUUCCCCGCAAGAGCACGCCCAACUUGGUCAACGGCAAGAACGUGGAUCUGAUUAUCACUUUUGUUAUUGUGUUCAUGGUUACGGCGAUGGACAUAUGCGAGUUCUUCAUGCACCUCUUCUCCGACUGGACCAAGGUUAUGGUUGUUUCUGAAUACGUCCGGAAACGGUACGUGCGAUGCUGUCUCCUUGACCGUAUUCUGUGGUUGGUAUGCCACGGCAAGUUAGCUGAGACGAUCGGAAGCUCCCUAGGACAGUUCGACCUUCUCAACGGGGCGAAGAAAGGCUACAUCCCUGAACGCAUCGUCAGGUUGUACCACAUGGUGAGAUCGUUUAUCCUGCUCACCGACGACAAAGACUACCGCAUCAAGAAAGGCAAGAGCCUCCGGCCGGUUCCGGAGUCCGUGGAGAAGGCGCUAUGCGAGACGCUUCUGAGCAACAGGAAACAGUUGACUCAGGGUCUGCGUCUGCUCACAAGAAGCAAGCUACAGGCCGAGAGCGAGGAGCUCUUGACGUACUGCCAACUAGCGGAGAUCGAGACCAUCGUCGUGUGGCACGUCGCGACGUGCAAACUUGAGCAGCAAUCGCCGCAUGAACCCGUCGAGAGCUAUCAGGUGGCCACCGCGCUGUCCAAGUACUGCGCCUACCUGGUGUUCUACAAUCCGAAGCUGCUGCCGGUUGGCAACACCUCUGUUAGGCAUACCUGCAAGACAUUGGUUAGGCAUGACAGCAGCUGUGACAGGAGUUGUGGUGGCGAUGAUUGCAUGAUAAGAAAAGGCGAGGCGCUCGCGGCGGCGCUGCUAAAAGGGCGGGAGCUCAACAAGUCGUCUAAAGAGCCGGGGAUGUGGACGGAGCUGGCGGAGUUCUGGUCGGAGCUGCUGAUAUCGCUCGCGCCGUUUGGGAGCGUUGGCGCCCACGAGAAGGGGCUCGGCGACGGCGGCGAGUUCAUCACGCACCUGUGGGCUCUGCUGUACCAUGCAGGGAUCGAUGCCAAGUACUCUUGGUCCAGUGCCAGUACUGCCAGUGGUGAAUCUGGCGGCAGAGCUGACGUUUACCCGUUUCAGAAUGGCAUGGAUACCGUGUCACACGCGGUUAAUUAAUGUCAGCAAUAUCACCUGUUGUGUGUUUUUAGAUGAACUGGAGCCUGCGGUUGUCAGGUGCUGUGCCUCAUGUAGCAACAAGUGCAAUGAAAAUGAUACUCCAUGUCUGUACUACACACGGCGAUGUUCAUUUCCACUGAAAAUGAAAAUGAAGAUGC